UCUCUCUCUCUCUGUGUGUGUGUGUGUGUGUGUGCGCGAGAGUUUAGAUCUUAUUACAGAGACACAGAACCAUGGAGCGUAACAGCACUACUUCUGAAACAUGGCAAUCAUCGAUCCCUCUUAUUGUUCAUAAGGCUAAUAAUAAGGGACCAUCAUCUUCAUCUUCAUCUUCAUCUUCGAUACCCACCGUUCUCAUCCUUAGCACUCUUGUUGCUGUUCUUGGUUCUUAUGUGUUUGGCUCUGCUGUGGGUUAUUCAUCCCCUUCACAAUCUGGAAUCAUGCAUGACCUCAAUCUUGCUCUCGCCCAGUAUUCCAUUUUUGGUUCAAUAUUGACAAUUGGAGCCAUGAUUGGUGCCAUUCUCAGUGGUACAGUAGCAGAUUAUGUGGGUCGUCGACUUGCCAUGGGAUUUGCCGAGGUUUUCUGCAUAUUUGGAUGGGUUGCCAUAUCAUUCGCGAAGGAUGCUUGGUGGCUUUACGUUGGAAGAUUGUUUGUGGGAUUUGGGAUUGGUCUUCUAUCUUAUGUGGUACCGGUUUACGUAGCAGAGAUAACACCCAAAAAUCUUCGAGGGGGAUUCACUACAGUUCAUCAGUUGAUGAUAUGUAUUGGAAUGUCAUUAACUUACCUAAUGGGAGCAAACUUGAAUUGGCGGGUUGUUUCUCUAAUAGGAACUAUUCCGUGUCUUGUACAGCUUCUGAGCCUUCCCUUUAUCCCUGAUUCUCCUAGGUGGUUGUCAAAGGUUGAUCGCGUGAAGGAGAGUGAUUCUGCUUUGCAGCACCUUAGAGGGAAGAAUGCCGAUGUUUAUCAAGAGGCCACUGAAAUUAGAGAGUAUAUAGAAACACUUCAGCAGCAAACAGAAGCUAGCCUAGUUGGCUUAUUUCAGUUGCAGUAUUUGAAGUCACUUACUGUAGGAGUUGGAUUGAUGAUACUGCAGCAGUUUGGAGGGAUUAAUGGCAUUAUUUUUUAUGCAAAUUCUAUAUUUAUCUCUGCUGGCUUUUCGGAAAGUAUUGGUACAGUAGCAAUGGUCGUUGUUAAGAUCCCAAUGACAACUUUGGGAGUAUUUUUGAUGGAUAAAUCUGGUAGAAGACCUUUACUACUGGUCUCUGCAGUGGGAACCUGCUUAGGAUGUUUUCUUGCUGCUCUAUCAUUCUUCUUGCAGGACUUACAUAAAUGGAAAGAACUCAGUCCAGUUUUGGCACUUGUUGGUGUACUGAUAUAUGUAGGAUCAUACUCCAUAGGGAUGGGGGCGAUUCCAUGGGUUAUAAUGUCUGAGAUAUUUCCCAUUAAUGUGAAAGGCUCUGCUGGAAGCUUUGUGACCUUUGUUAACUGGUUGUGUUCUUGGAUUGUCUCAUAUGCUUUUAACUUCCUCAUGAGUUGGAGAUUCUCCAUAUUCUCCGGCGUAUGCGGGUUGACAGUUGUAUUCGUUGCAAGAUUAGUACCAGAGACAAAGGGGCGCACACUUGAACAAAUUCAAGCUUCUUUGAAUUCAUAUUCUACAAAGAAAUGAAUUUGGUUUUCUUGUUCUCCCUGCUUGAAAGGCAUAUACACAAGUUUGCAUGAAGGAAGCAACCAACAGGACUCAUACCUUAUAUAUAUAAAGAGAAAUUAUUUGUGUAUCACCUUUUGUGUAUACUUCUUUUGUAUACCUUCUUUUUAUGGUAUAAAAAAACAAUUUUUAAAUUUUUUUUUUUCACUUUUUAUCAAUCACUUUUAAUACAAAAUAUGAAAAGAAUAUUAGAGAGAUGUGCACAAAAGUAGUGCAUGUAAUAUUUCUGGUCUAUAAAUAUUUGAUUUUAGAAAUUCAAUGUCACACUGUCAUGGAAAUAUUGCU
This is a messenger RNA of Arachis duranensis, 1829 nucleotides long. Its product is annotated as sugar transporter ERD6-like 5. Gene Ontology annotation, cellular component: membrane. Gene Ontology annotation, molecular function: sugar transmembrane transporter activity. The record is from RefSeq and is a predicted model, not a curated record. Gene Ontology annotation, biological process: transmembrane transport; carbohydrate transport. Lineage: Eukaryota; Viridiplantae; Streptophyta; Magnoliopsida; Fabales; Fabaceae.